Molecule: messenger RNA, 746 nt
Organism: Drosophila elegans
Lineage: Eukaryota; Metazoa; Arthropoda; Insecta; Diptera; Drosophilidae
Product: UPF0598 protein CG30010
Exons: 2
Coding region: 52-699 (215 amino acids)
Source: RefSeq, a predicted model, not a curated record
UCAGCUGUUUUUGCUGCCUUUUCGCAAUCGCAGUUCUCAGAAAGAAUAACAAUGCUAAUACUGCGUUGCAGAUUCCUAGCAAACCUAAAAACAGUUGGUUUUCCAAAACCAUUUUGUCGUUUUUUGCAAUACAAUCAAGGACAGUCACCGGAGCCGAAAAUUCGCGAAUACUUUUACUACAUCGAUCAUGAGGGAAUGCUCUUUUUGGACGAUGCGAAAAUGAAAAACUUUACCAGUUGCUUUAAGGAGAAAGAUUUCCUCAAGUUCUUUUUCAACCGUCUGCGACUGAACAAAACCAACAGAUAUGAACGCGACUUUCCCUACAUUUCCCUUUGUGGACGGGAAAGGAAUUUCAUUCGAUGCGAUGACACGCCUCUUGUGUUCACAGAACAGCUCAAAAAGGAUGAAACAGAGGUGCUGAGCUAUGCGCAUUCGGGUCAGGUCCUAACUCUUCCCUACGAACCCCACAAGCUGUACAUGGACCCGCGCAAUGGAAGGGUCUACCAUCCAGCGACGCCACAGGUGGGCGGCAUAGGCCUGGUCCGCUCCAAACUGGCCAUAGAACUGAGCCAGCACUUUGAAUUUCCGGCUGGCGAGGCUUCCCCCACACACUUUCGAUGGAACGGAGAGCGACUGAAGCUGGAGAACGACUGGGUUAGCAACACCCAGCGAUUCCCCUUGAACGAGGAGUGUAUAUAAUCGAAUAACUUUAAUGGAUUAAAAUUGAGUACUACGUCUAUAACUUA